This is a messenger RNA of Balaenoptera acutorostrata (minke whale), 4615 nucleotides long. RefSeq names its product zinc finger protein 345 (gene ZNF345). The coding region runs from base 1655 to 3106 and encodes 483 amino acids. The record is from RefSeq and is a predicted model, not a curated record. The transcript has 2 exons. Gene Ontology annotation, biological process: negative regulation of transcription by RNA polymerase II; regulation of cytokine production; regulation of immune system process. Lineage: Eukaryota; Metazoa; Chordata; Mammalia; Artiodactyla; Balaenopteridae.
UGUGCCCAGGUUUUUUACAUGUAUUGAUCUCCUUUUCACUUCAUUUCUAGGUAUUUUAUAUUUCUAUUUAGUUUCAUAUUUAACAUGAGAAUUAUUUAGGAAUAUGUCUUGUUUUGGGUAACUUUUAAAUUUUGAUUAAGUUUCAAACUUGCAGGAAAGUUACAAGAAUAGUACCAAGUAUUCUUGGGUACUCUUUGCUCAGAUUCACCAAUUGUUUACAUUUUGUCCCAUUUGUAUUAUCAUUCCUGUGUGCACUUGCAAUUGUUCUGUGUCUCUAUAUAUGCAUGUGAGGACACACACACAUACACAAUACAUACAUUUUAUCUGAACCAUUUAAGAAUAAGUUGCAGACAUUUGCCUCUUUACCCUUAAACACUUCAGUGUGUUAUUUCCUAAGAACAAGAGUAUUCUCUUACAUAGCCACAGUACAGUCACUAAAAUAAGAAAUUUAAACAACAGUGCAAUACUGUUAUGUAACAGUCCAUAUACAAAAUUUUUUGCUAGUCUCAAUAAUAUUCUUUGUACCAAUUCAUCCUACUUACAUCACACCCUCUCUCCCUGACUUGCUAUCCAGGAUACAGUCUAGGAUCACACAUUGAAUUUAGUUAUCAUGUCUCUUUUUAGUCUUUUUUUUUUUUAAAGAUUUAAUUUUAUUUAUUUUUGGCUACCUUGGGUCUUUGUUGCUGCGCACGGGCUUUCUCUAGCUGUGGUGAGUGGGGGCUACUCUUCGUUGCGGUGCACGGGCUUCUCCUUGCUGUGGCUUCUCUUGUUGCAGAGCACAGGCUCUAGGCGUGCGGGCUUCAGUAGUUGUAGCGCAUGGGCUUAGUUGCUCCGCGGCAUGUGGGAUCUUCCCGGGCCAGGGCUCGAACCCGUGUCCCCUGCAUUGGCAGGUGGAUUCUUAACCACUGCACCACCAGGGAAGCCCCUUGGAUUCAGUUUUUAAUCUGCUCCUUCAUUGUGGUUAUGUUAUUCAUUUCAAAUACUUUUAGGUUCAUUUAUUCCCUUUGUAUUCUGUUUGAUUUUUUAAUUAAUAUUAAUCCAUUCUUGUUCAUUUGAUUUUAUGAACAUGGUUCCAAAUGUUAAAACUAUACAAAAAGAUAGAGUAGUGUCACUGUGCUCCCAUAACCUUUGUUUUAGUGAAUAUUGUGCCAAUAUUCUUGUUUAUUUGAUUUUAUGAACAUGGUUCCAAACGUUAAAACUAUACAAAAAGAGUAGUGUCACUGUGCUCCCAUAACCUUUGUUUUAGUGAAUAUUGUGCACUGAAUUGUGUCCCCCACCAAAUUCAUAUAUUGAGGCUCUAACCCCCCAGUACUUUACAAUGUGACUAUAUUUGGAGACAGGGUUUUAAAAGAGAUGAUUAAAACGAGGCUGUUAGGGUGGAUCCUAAACCAAUCUGACUGGUAUCCUUAUAUGAGAGGAAAUUUAGACACACAAAGAGACACCAGGGAUGCUCACACAGAGGAAAGACCAUGUGAGAACACAGUGAGAAAGUAACCAUCUGCAAGCCAACGACAGAGGCCUCAAAAGAAACCAAACCUGCUGACACCUUGAUCUUGGACUUCUAAUCUCCAGAACUACUGUGAAUCAAGGUUGAGACCAAGAAUUAUUUCUGAAAAAGGAUAUUUAUGGAAUAGAAUCAUCCUGAUGGGAGAUAAUGGAAAGACUUAUAAAAAACAGCAUUGAGUGUUCAAGUUUCAGAGGUGAUUGGGAAUGUAAAAGCCAGUUUGAGAGAAAACAGGAAUCUCAGGAAGGACAUUUCAGUCAAAUGAUAUUUACUCCUGAAGACAUACCCACUUUCAAUACCCAGCAUCAGAGAAUUCAUACUGAUGAGAAACUCCUUGAAUGUAAGGAAUGUGGGAAGGAUUUUAGUUUUGUAUCAGUCCUUAUUCGACAUCAGCGAAUUCAUACUGGUGAGAAACCUUAUGAAUGUAAAGAAUGUGGCAAGGCCUUUGGUAGUGGUGCAAACCUUGCUUACCAUCAAAGAAUUCAUACUGGUGAAAAACCUUAUGAAUGUAAUGAAUGUGGGAAGGCCUUUGGUAGUGGCUCAAACCUUACUCACCAUCAGCGAAUUCACACUGGUGAGAAACCAUAUGAAUGUAAGGAAUGCGGGAAAGCCUUUAGUUUUGGAUCAGGCCUUAUUCGACAUCAGAUAAUUCACAGUGGUGAAAAGCCUUAUGAGUGUAAGGAAUGUGGGAAGUCCUUUAGUUUUGAAUCAGCCCUUACUCGGCAUCACAGAAUUCACACAGGUGAGAAACCUUAUGAAUGUAAGGAUUGUGGGAAAGCCUUUGGCAGUGGUUCAAACCUUACUCAGCAUCGAAGAAUUCAUACUGGUGAGAAACCUUAUGAAUGUAAAGCAUGUGGAAUGGCCUUUAGUAGUGGUUCAGCUCUUACGCGGCAUCAAAGAAUUCAUACUGGUGAGAAACCAUAUAUAUGUAACAAAUGUGGGAAGGCUUUUAGUUUUGGAUCAGCCCUUACUCGACAUCAAAGAAUUCACACUGGUGAGAAACCUUAUGUAUGUAAAGAAUGUGGGAAGGCUUUCAAUAGUGGCUCGGAUCUCACUCAACAUCAGAGAAUUCACACUGGUGAGAAACCCUAUGAGUGUAAGGAAUGUGAGAAAGCCUUUAGAAGUGGUUCAAAACUUAUUCAGCAUCAAAGAAUGCACACUGGUGAGAAACCCUAUGAGUGUAAGGAAUGUGGGAAGGCCUUUAGUAGUGGUUCAGACCUCACUCAACAUCAGAGAAUUCAUACUGGUGAGAAACCCUAUGAAUGUAAGGAAUGUGGGAAGGCUUUUGGUAGUGGCUCAAAACUUAUUCAACACCAGCUAAUUCACACAGGUGAAAAACCCUAUGAAUGUAAAGAAUGUAGAAAGUCCUUUAGUAGUGGUUCAGCCCUUAAUCGGCACCAGAGGAUACACACUGGUCAGAAACCCUAUGAAUGUAAGGAAUGUGGGAUGACUUUUGGUACGGGCUCCAGCCGUACUCAACAUCAGAGAAUACAUACUGGUGAGAAACGUUAUGAAUGUAAGGGCUGUGGGAAGGCUUUGGAGAGGGGUUCAGAAAUUCAGCAACAUAAGAAAAGUCAUGCUGGUAAGAAGCUCUGUGAAUGAGAAACUCUAUAAAUUGGAAUUACGUAGUUAAGGAACCAUACAAUAAAGAGAAUUCAUACUAGUGAGAGUCCCUACAAAUGUAACUAAGGUACAUAUACUUAUACUUUACCAGUUAGUCAGUCUGAGAAAAUUCAUACAGAAAAUAAACACUCUGAAUAAAAUAUUUGAAUAUUUUAAUCUAAAUUCAUUCCUUCAUUACUUUCAGAAAAUUCAUACUUGUCAAUAUUAUAAGUUGAAAAACCUUUUUAUUGUAUAUUGCAUUUAUUUUAAGCAUCGAAAUUUAUUUGGGGGCUAACCCUGCUACUUUCUUUUUAAUGUUCUUAAUUUUUUGUGAAGUAUACAGAAUUACUGAUGCAUUUUAAAAUUAUUUUAAAUUAUUGAGGGUCUAAUUUACCCUUUUUCUCCCUCCCCCAUUUCUCAUACUAACACCAUUUAUUUAAUAACCAUAUCUAUUUUUAUAUAUUUUUAUUGCAUGUUUGAUGGUAAGUUUAUUUUUAUACAUAUAAAGCUUCGAUAUCAGGUCAGUCUUUGUUUUUAAAAUUUGCAUAUCUGUCUGUGUAUCUGUGUGUCACCCUGUUUGUGUUAAGUUACUGUUACUUUUACAUAUCCUUUAGUAUCUUAUGGAUAUGUACCUUUGGGAAGAUUGUUUUAUUUUCCUUUUAGAAACUUACAUUAUUCUUUUUGCAGAACAAUUUUCCUCCAUAAAAAUGUAGAUAUGAGUAAAAAAAAAACAGCUACAGUUAUCUGUAAUCUUACCAGUCAUAGACAGUCACUGUCAAAUUUUUGGAGCAAAUCCUGUAAGAUUACAUCUGGCAUUGCUUUUGAGAGAAAGUGUGAUUAUGCUAUAACCAGCCUUUAAUAUUCUUUGUCUGUGAAUAUAUUGUUACUAUUCCAUUGGCUUAAAAGUAUUUACCUGUUUUUAUCAAACCCCCAUUUUGUCAAAUACUGAAAAUUUUGCCAUUAUAAAGAGUUACCUUGUUGGCCCCUUUUGAAUGUGUCUGCUUUAUUUAUUUGUUGCUCAUUUUAGAGAUAAUAUGUGGCUCUCUUCUGCUUUUACUGAUUUAUACAUUAUAGGUAAAAUUGUACUUCCCUUUGACUAACAUCCCGACCUUAGUUACUUCCCCAACAUAACCAACUUACUUAUUCUUCCAGAUCCUUUUGUAUGCAUAUAUGAUGUGUUUAUGGUAAUGUGGGCCUAAUUAGUGUACUUCAGAGGCUGGUUAUGGGGAUUCUACAGUUGUGCCCAUCACAUAAUAAAUACUUGGUUAGUUUAGCCAUCAUCAUUGUUAUCUUCUCAGUCUUUGUUAUUUAUGGAAAAACUUUUAAAUGUGAUCUAUACCUUACUCAACAUCAAAGACAUUAUCACGGAAAAAAGACAUCUACGUAAGUGAAUAAAGGAAAAGUUUGAUUAACAUUUAUUCCUUAUUGAACAAGGAAUAAUUCAUCUUAAAGAAAAAUAAAGACUGUAAGUGUAAGAAGGCAAAAUACCUCAUGAAACUUAUGCUUCUA